Molecule: messenger RNA, 6256 nt
Organism: Bemisia tabaci
Lineage: Eukaryota; Metazoa; Arthropoda; Insecta; Hemiptera; Aleyrodidae
Gene: DCX-EMAP
Product: Doublecortin-domain-containing echinoderm-microtubule-associated protein
Biological process (GO): microtubule cytoskeleton organization; intracellular signal transduction
Cellular component (GO): mitotic spindle
Molecular function (GO): microtubule binding
Source: RefSeq, a predicted model, not a curated record
UUUUUUCUCGGGAAUUCGUAAACGGUGCGAAGCCUUUGCGAGGAAUUCCGGCUCCUGGGCUCUGUUUGUUUUCGCGGGUGAGUUGUGACGCGAUUGGUCGGCGGGUCCCCGGUUCGCGACCACGUCCAGUGCUACGCAGUCGGACGAGCGGAACCGACCGACGGGAACACACGUGAAAACGCCCGGUUGUUUGUUUGUAAACAAAGGAGCUGAAGCGGCUGUCGACCGGCGUUUUUCCGCUGUCUUGAAUCAGGUUCCAAGGCGACAUGUCCUCGAAGACCGACGCAACCGGAACUCCGACGGGGGGCCCCGAAUGAGUCGCGGCUGAGGACCCGGCGCGCGAUGGAGUCCCGGCCGCUGGGGGCGGCAUGCUGCCGGCGCCCCACCCGGAAGUGAUCGUGCAGUCGCCCUCCCCGGAGGCAGAGCCCUCUCCGCCGCGCUCGCCGACGCCCGCUCCCGCUCCAGCGCCUGAGCCGGAGCCGGGGCCGGGGCCGAUGAUGGCCGAGGCGGAGCCGCCGAGCGAGGCGCCGCAGGAGGCCCCGCACGCCCACGCCGAGCCCGUCCACGGCGGACACACCAAGACCCUCGUCGCCAACCUCGCCGACCGCGACCGCGAGGAGGCCUCCAUGCCGAUGCCCCUCCCCAGACGUCCCGCCCCCUCAGACUCCGAGGACGACGAGGAACUCAACGAUGCUCCAGUUCGAAACCGUGGUGGAGGUGUGGGGGCGACAGCGGUGUCAGUGGGGGGCCCCGGAGGCGGAGGUGGAGGCGGCGGCGGAGGCGGACUAUGGGGCCCCAGCCGGCCAGGGAGCCCGGCAGCGGACAAUGCCAGCGACACCUCCUCCGUCAUGCCGCCCCUCCCUACAAGGCCAAAGUCCCGCGCCGACGCCAAGUAUAAUAACCUCUCAUACUGGCGCGCCAGAAAGGUUAUAUUCUUCAAGAAUGGGGACCCGUAUUUUCCGGGCUUCGAGUUGCGUUUCCGGCCCGGGCGCGAUAUCAGCACGCUGGAGGCCCUCCAGGACAAGCUCUCGCUCCGGCUGGACCUACCCCGCGGUGCCCGCUACAUCUUCGCCAUGGACGGCCUCCCGAUCACCUCCUUGGAGGAACUCGAGGACGGUGCUGCCUACGUCGUGUCUUCCUACAAAACUUACAAGAAUGCGUCGUACGGGAAGAAAGUAGGCGGAGUGUGGUACACGGCGCCAGUGGUGGGGGCUUCGCACGGGCAGGGAUGGAAUAAGACGCCGACGAUGAGCAGGAAGCAGUCCCUCGUCGACUCGGAGCUCCCGCCGCCGACGGGUGGCCCCCCCGGGAAGCCCGGCUCCGGCCGCGUCAUCCGCAUCAUCAACAACAUGGACCACACUGUUCAGUGCCGAGUUUUGCUGAACUUACGCACGAUGCAGCCUUUUGAGGAGGUUUUAGAAGAUUUAGGACAAGUUUUGAAGAUGAAUGGUGCCAAGCGAAUGUAUACUGUUUCCGGUCAAGAGGUGCGGAGUUUCUCGCAGCUGCGGAACGAGUUCUCGGACGUGGACACGUUCUAUCUGGGCGGGGACCGAGGCGGGGGCGGUGGAGGCGGCGGAGGUCUGCGGUCGCCGGUGAUGCGGAGGUCACGCUCGCGGGGGGCCUUGGCGGCAGCCCCGGUCCUCGUCGAGCCCUCCGGCGGUCCCUCCACCCGCCAACGCCGCGCCCGCAGCAAGAGCAGGCCCAGGGUCCUCUACGACCCUGAACCCACCGUCGUUAGGGCCAAUUCAGAUUAUACUUUACUGGAAGUUCUGAAGGAAGAACCGCUGAGGGUAACAAUACAGGGAAUGCGGCGAACAUUCUAUCCACCAUUACACCACGCUCCUGCGGACAACACACCACCCGAAAAACGGCUUCUUCUCGACUGGGUAUACGGGUACCGCGGCGUGGACACACGGCGGAAUCUAUGGGUGCUGCCGACAGGGGAGUUGCUGUUCUGGGUGGCUGCCGUGGCAGUGCUGUACGACCGGGACGAGGAACAGCAGCGGCACUACAUCGGGCACACAGAGGACAUCCAGUGUCUGGAUCUCCACCCCUCUCGAGAGAUGGUCGCCUCCGGCCAGCGCGCCGGCCGCACCCGCAAGACCCAGGCUCACAUCCGCAUCUGGAGCACCGAGAGCCUUCUCACCCUCUACGUCUUCGGCAUGGGCGAGUUCGAGAUAGGAGUAUCAGCGGUGGCGUUUUCGCAGCUGAACGGCGGUAGCUACGUGCUGGCGGUGGACGGGGGCCGAGAGCGGAUCUUAUCGGUGUGGCAGUGGCAAUGGGGGCACCUCCUGGGCAAGGUGGCCACCCUCCAGGAGGACGUCUCCGGCGCAGCCUUCCACCCCCUUGACGACAAUCUCAUGAUCACCCACGGCAAAGGCCACCUCACCUUCUGGACGCGCCGCAAAGACGGAUUCUUCGAGAGGACCGACAUCAUCAAAGCGCCCUCACGGACGCACAUCACAUGCCUGCAGUUUGAACAAGAUGGUGACGUAGUAACUGCUGACAAUGACGGGUUCAUCACAAUCUAUUCAGUCGACAGCGAAGGCGCCUAUUUUGUCCGCUUAGAAUUUGAGGCACAUAAUAAAGGGAUCAGUUCAAUUAUCAUGCUCUCAGAGGGUACACUACUAUCUGGCGGAGAGAAGGACCGAAAAAUAGUGGCGUGGGACUCAUUGCAGAAUUACAAGAAAAUUACAGAGACCAAGUUACCGGAGACCGCUGGCGGUAUCCGAACAAUUUAUCCUCAGCGCCCUGGUCGAAAUGACGGCAAUAUUUACGUUGGAACAAUCAAAAAUCAUAUCUUCGAAGGAUCGCUACAAAGGCGGUUCAAUCAGAUCGUGUUUGGGCACAGUCGGCAGCUUCUGGGAUUGGCAGUGCACCCUGAUGACGAGCUUUUCGCCACGGCUGGAACCGACAAAGCCAUCGCCCUCUGGAGGCGACACAAAUUCCUCUGGACUACUCAGGUUGCGUUUGAGUGCGUGUCACUCAGCUUCCAUCCAUUUGGGGUGGCGCUGGCUGUGGGUUCGACAGAGGGUCACCUCCUCAUCAUGUCUGCUGAGAAUGGAGCCACCGUCUCCACUGUCAGGGUCUGCGGCUCGCCACUCAAUUGCUUGGGAUACAAUCCUGCCGGCGACAUGAUAGCGAUCGGUUCCCAAAAUGGAAGCGUCUACUUGUUCCGAGUGAGCCGGGAUGGGUACACAUACAAGAAGUCCAAUAAAAUUCGGGGCGGGCACCCGUUGAUUCAUUUGGACUGGAGCUCGGACGGAAAUCACCUUCAAACCGUGACCGCCGAUUACGAUCUAGUCUUUUGGGACGUAAGAACUUUAACCGCGGAGAAGAAUCCUGUAACAAUGAAAGACACAAAAUGGUAUACGCAUAACUGUGUUAUUGGAUUCAUGGUCGCAGGAAUAUGGAACAAUCGCUACUACCCGAUGACGUCACUCAUCUCAACAGUGAACAGGUCGGCGGCCCAUGACCUCCUCGCCACGGGCGACACGGACGGAUACCUCCGAUUGUUCCGGUAUCCUUGCCUGAGUCCGAAAGCGGAAUAUAACGAAGAGAAGGUAUACAGCGGUUCUGUGACAUCAGCCAGGUUUCUGUACAACGACCGAAACGUGGCUACGGUCGGCGGCACCGACGCCUCGCUCAUGCUCUGGGAAGUCGUCGAUGACUAAACGAAACACUAGUCGUCGUUCGCCUGCAAAAGACAGGGACGCAACACGUAACACGAGUCAUCGUUCGCCUGCAGGAGUCAGUGGCACAACGUGCAACACACAAUUCUAAUUACUUCCGGAUCAGAGAAAAAUACAACUUCCAAGAAGUGUCGUCGUUCGCCUGCAAAAGACAGGGACGCAACACGCAACACGAGUCGUCGAUCGCCUGUAGACGCCAGUGAAACAACGUGCAACACACAACCUCGAAGAGUCGUCGUUCUCCUGUAAACGUCAGGGACGCAACACGUAGUAGCGACUCGAUUCAACUCGAAGGAAAGACAAGCGAUGGUGAUGGCUGGUGAAAGUUUUGCGGUCAUUUGAGUGUCAUUUGAUGAAACAGCCAACCACGACGAGAUGAUAUUUUUCACUUUCAUUAAGGCAUAAUACGACACAGCGCAACCAACCAAAAUUUUCAGCACGUAAGCCCUAAAAAUGGUUAGGAUUUUUUUUUUUUUUAAAUUUAAAAAAAUAGUUUUGGAUUUAAAGACAAUUUUAUUUAUUUUUUAAACUGAAGAUGACUUUCAUUUCUGAGGAAACAUUUGUUUUAAUUCAAAUGAAGUUUGUCUCCAGGUAAUUCUUGGAAAAUUAGAUUUGAUAUCAAAGAAGAAGUUACAUUACAUAUUCUGAACCACGUGUUUUCCUCAAGAUCAAAGGCUGUUUUUUCUUUUGAAUGGAAAACACGCUUUUAAAUGAUGCAAAUAAAAUGGGCAUAUGAAGAGAGAGCAUUUGUAAAAAACGAUUAUUUUUCAAAAACUACGCUGCUCUAAAAUAAAAUAACGCGGUAAAGCUACAGCAUUACUAAAACGCAUGAUAGAAUCGAAAAAUUGAAGGCCUCAUUUUUUCUGAUGCAUGCACAAUGAGAUUAUUGCAAUCAUGCAUCAAAAAUAAUUGUGAACAAUUUUUAAAAGUGGUAUAUUUCGAAUCAAUCACUUUCUCUGCACUAAACGGUUGUAUAACACUAUCCCCAGCAUAACUGUAGAGUGAUCAUUUAAAAAACAGAGAAUAAGAAAAAUUUAAACCAAAAUUGUUACCAAAAGGUUAGUCGAUCAAUUUCAACAGCACAGGGGUGGCUAAAAUCUAAAACACGAGUUUGUUCUUCUGUCUGCGCCAUGCAAGUAAAGUGUACUUUUAACGAAAAUUGACCGAUUUUAAACUUCUCGGUACCCUUUUUAGCUUACUUUUCCCAUUCAUAUUACUUUUGAGCCACUUGCAUACGGAAUUUAGGCGCGGAAUUACUAGGGUGCAUAUCUCUACUGAAACAGAGUGAUGAAUUCUCAAGAGACUGUCGACAACGAAACAACCAUUCACUUGCCCUUACACAUUUUUGCCUCUCAUGUAUUGCCUAUAACCACGGGAAAGCAUUUGAAAAUUGCUAUCUUCAAUUUGAAGAUUUUUGGAACCCACUCUUAGUUCUUGUUUUUUUGUUUUUUUUUCCUACUCGUGUAUCUCUAAUGAGUUUGGUGGUUAUCUCUUCCAUUUCCUUCAUGUGCGCGUCGCGGCUCGUGAUAAAAUUGCUCCAUGUAAGCAGGCUUAAAAGAUAAUCUGGAAAUUCUGAAUAUUAUAUCUCUGAGAGGCUGUUCCAGAAUAUUAUCACUCUUGGAGGUUUUAUCUACGAAUUGUUAAAAAAUUACGCGACGAUAAAGAAGUAACUUUCAUAGCACAUGCAAUUAAUUCUGAGGAUAAACACUGUGAACAGCCUACAAAAUGAGAAAGGUCUCAAUGCAUGGAAGUCCUUGAUUUUAGCUAUGUUUACUCGUUUUUCAUUAAAAUUGAAAAUAAUCAGAAAAGCAGUGUGGUCGUGGAAUUGACGAAAUAAGAAAUCUGUGUUGUCAGAAAAAAUACAAAGAAGUUUGAUGUAUUGCCUACUUCAUCCUCGUAAGUAAAAUUCACAAGAAUGUAAAAAUUAAUAACCUCGAUUAAACCUCUUUCACAAGUAUUUUGGAAGUAAUCUAGACACUUUGAAAGUUACGUUGUGUAUCACAAUAAAAAACUUUCAUUUAACUUCGAAAGAGAGGCUCUUUCUCAUUGAAUUGACGAUCUAAAAACACAAGGUGCAAAACCUAUUGGUUAAGCCAAAAAGUUACGAAUCCAUAUUAUUAUAAUUUUUAUAAAAGAAUGAGCUUGACUUUUUUAUUUGCUUAAAGUAACAAUUUAUUGCGUUCAGAGCCAAACGUCUCAUUUUGAGAGAAUUAUACAGAAGUAAGAACAAUGUAGGGAAAAACAAAUUACUGCCAAGUUUAAAAGAAUAUGGAUCUGAUGUAUCCUUUAAUCUAUUUGAAAUUAAUCAGAACCCUUCAGUUGAACGCAAGUCUAGGAUUUGAAAUAUGCCAAUAACACAAUCUUCCGCCAGAGGGCGGAAAGGGCACCUGCUUUGUGAAUUGCAUGUUUUGAGCUGCGCAUAAAUUUUGCAUGAUACUGAAUUGUGAAAUGUUUGGUUAAUUUUUGAGAGUUUAUUGCAAAGAAUCAGAGUUUAUUUAUAAUGUUACGUAAUGAUCUGCCUUUACUGUAAUAAUUCGAAUAAAGCUACGCGUACAAAUUAAAUA